This is a messenger RNA of Chanos chanos (milkfish), 1077 nucleotides long. RefSeq names its product odorant receptor 131-2-like. The transcript has 3 exons. Gene Ontology annotation, cellular component: membrane. NCBI's taxonomy places the organism in Eukaryota, Metazoa, Chordata, Actinopteri, Gonorynchiformes, Chanidae. Gene Ontology annotation, molecular function: G protein-coupled receptor activity; odorant binding; olfactory receptor activity. Gene Ontology annotation, biological process: detection of chemical stimulus involved in sensory perception of smell; G protein-coupled receptor signaling pathway. The record is from RefSeq and is a predicted model, not a curated record. Bases 1 to 1077 code for a protein of 358 amino acids.
AUGGUUGAUGUGCAAACUGAGCCACCCACCCUGUUAGCAUCCUCAAAAACUAAAUCUUAUUCCUUAAAGGAUUCGUUUCAAGAUGCCUUCAUCAAAAACUUCAUAUGUGUUGCUCUAGGAAUCAUCAUCAAUCAUAUUAACGGAGUGUUUGUGUACACUUUCUGCAAGAAUGCAGUGUUCUAUGGCAAUUCUCGAUAUAUUCUGUACAUUCACCUGGUCACCAAUGAUAUGGUCAUGCUGUCUAUUACAGUUGGACUACACGUUGUCAGUUAUGCAGUACCAUUUGUGCAAGUGUCACUCUGUUGCUUUCUGUUACUCCUCAGCCAUAUGACAGCUAAAAACACUCCAUUAAACCUGGCUGGUAUGGCCAUAGAACGUUACAUUGCAGUCUGCAAACCACUGCACCAUCCCCAGAUCUGCACAGUGAAAAGGACAUACAUACUCAUCUGCCUGAUUUGGAUGGCUUCCACCAUCCCAGCACUGGCUGAUGUUUUCAUCAUUAUAGCUCUUAAACCAUUAACUUUUUUUAACGGUAACACUUUCUGCAUAUCAUGGGUUAUUUUUGGUACCCAGCAACACAGGGACAGAGCCACUGCUGUAGAGAUUAUUUUCAUGCUCUUUGUGUGGUUAACCUUGUUCUAUAGCUAUUUUAUGAUUCUUCAUAUUGCCAAAAAUGCAUCCACAGAUCAAGCGUCUGCUAAAAAAGCUCAGAACACAAUAUUAUUACAUGGUGCUCAGCUUCUCUUUUCUAUGCUCUCCUAUAUCACUCCUUUCAUUGAUAUGUAUUUGGUCCCACUUUUCCCUAAGAGUAGAUCAAAAAUUUUGUUCACAACAUUUUUGUUGUCACAUAUUCUACCAAGAUUACUUAGCCCACUGAUAUACGGGAUCAGAGAUCAACAAUUUGUCAAGUAUAUUAAAAGCUAUUUUUCAUCCUUGCAACGGAUCCAGGACGGCCUUGCCCUACAGAGCAAUGGUGACUGCAAAUUUUCCUUCGAUAAAAGCGAUGAGCGCAGUGACGAAGAACAUUGCCAUUUUGAGCUUCGACUCGAUCCCACCAAGGAUGCUUGUGAUGAGUAA